Molecule: messenger RNA, 1298 nt
Organism: Eurypyga helias (sunbittern)
Lineage: Eukaryota; Metazoa; Chordata; Aves; Eurypygiformes; Eurypygidae
Product: coiled-coil domain-containing protein 132
Exons: 6
Biological process (GO): retrograde transport, endosome to Golgi; endocytic recycling
Cellular component (GO): EARP complex
Molecular function (GO): SNARE binding
Source: RefSeq, a predicted model, not a curated record
GAGGUCUCUGCUGAUCCCACGGGAACUCUCACAGCUGCUGAAGAGCGAAAGGAGAAGGUGCCAAGCCCACAUCUCAGUCAUCUUGUAGUUUUGACGUCUGGAAAUUCGCUGUAUGGUUUGGCAGAGAGAGUGGUGGCUACAGAAUCCUUGGUAUUUCUGGCUGAGCAGUUUGAGUUUCUUCAGCCUCAUCUUGAUGCAGUUAUGCCAGCUGUCAAGAAGCCUUUUCUUCAGCAGUUCUAUUCUCAGACAGUGUCAACUGCUAGUGAACUACGUAAACCGGUUUAUUGGAUUGUUGCUGCUAAAGCCAUUGAUUAUGAACAAAUGCUGCUUCUUAUGGCUAAUGUGAAAUGGGAUGUGAAGGAAAUCAUGUCACAACACAAUAUAUAUGUAGAUGCUCUUUUAAAGGAAUUUGAAGAAUUCAACAGACGGUUGAACGAGGUGUCUAAGAGAGUCCGUAUUCCACUGCCAGUAUCCAACAUCCUUUGGGAACACUGCAUACGCUUGGCCAAUAGAACUCUUGUGGAAGGUUAUGCCAAUGUAAAGAAGUGCAGCAAUGAAGGACGUGCCUUGAUGCAACUGGACUUUCAACAAUUCUUAAUGAAACUGGAAAAAUUAACAGACAUUAGGCCUAUUCCAGAUAAAGAAUUUGUGGAGACCUACAUUAAAGCAUACUAUCUAACAGAAAAUGACAUGGAACGCUGGAUAAAAGAACAUAGGGAAUAUUCCACUAAGCAGUUGACCAAUCUGGUGAAUGUUUGUCUGGGCUCCCACAUCAACAAAAAGGCAAGACAGAAGUUGCUAGCUGCUAUUGAUGACAUAGACAGGCCUAAAAGAUAACUGGAGAAAGCUACUUUCCUUGUGACUUGUACCCUUUUUUGUUCAUGUGAAGCAUGCAGACAAAUCUCUCAUGGACUAAUGACAACACUCUCUUUGAAAGCAUUGUGCAUGACCUUUCUUACCAGCAUUGGAGACACUCUGAUGUGGCAUAAUGUUCUAAAAUACAACUUUUCUAAUCUGUAAAAUUCUUUGCUGUUGUAUUUCUUCUUGGGUUGUUCGGGUUUUUUUGUUACUUGCUCUCAGUAAAGGGCCACUUUGUGUAUCAUUGGUGAUAUAUUUUAUUAUUUCGCUGUAUAUUUUGCAAAACUGUAUACUGUAAGUAAAAUCAGAAUCGGAGAGAAACACAUUGGCUUAAUAUAUAGUUGAUGCUCUUUUUUAAUAAAAGGGCUACGUGAAAAUAUGCUUUCUUUCCUCCAUGCUUUCACCCUCAGAAUUUGUGCUUGACUAUGGACCAGUGUAAA